Molecule: messenger RNA, 288 nt
Organism: Penicillium samsonianum
Lineage: Eukaryota; Fungi; Ascomycota; Eurotiomycetes; Eurotiales; Aspergillaceae
Exons: 1
Coding region: 1-288 (95 amino acids)
Source: RefSeq, a predicted model, not a curated record
AUGUCACCUCAAAGCCUUAGCGCAAGCUUAUACUUUGCCAAGGCUAAAUGGGGUUACAACGACAUGUGCAUAAAGCAGACACGAGAGCGGAUUCCCGCCAUCCCCACGUUUUGCACCGGCGAAGAGCUCGGGAUCGCCGGCGGGGCGCACCGCGUCUUGGCGCAAUUCCUCGCGCUGAUACGUCGCCUUCUCCCCGGCUAUCCUGUCGGGUCACUGUCGGUGAACCCGGUGAUUCCUUUCAGGUUUCCCGGACACGAUAAGAGCUGUAGGAUCAUCACGCGGAGGUAA